CCUAUGCUCGGGUUAAUCCUGUAGGAAAUAUGAUGGACUUCCCACUGGGCCAGACCCUUGGCUGCCUGAGAGGUACAGCCUGGAAGAACAGGGAAAGCCACAGGACUGCAAGGACAGGUGCCAGCAAGAAAAGUGGCCAUGCCAGGAAGAUACCCACGGUGAGAGGUGCAGAUUGCCCAAGGGACUACUCAGCAGCCCCCCGGGGCCGGCUGGGCAUCCCCUGCUGCCCUGUGCACCUCAAACGCCUUCUCAUCGUGGUCGUUGUGGUGGUCCUGGUCGUCGUGGUGAUUGUAGGGGCCCUGCUCAUGGGUCUUCACAUGAGCCAGAAACAUACUGAGAUGGUCCUGGAGAUGAGCAUUGCGGGGCCGGAAGCUCAGCAACGCCUGGCUCUGAGUGAGCGUGUGGGCACCACUGCCACCUUCUCCAUUGGCUCCACUGGCAUUGUAGUGUAUGACUACCAGCGGCUCUUGAUUGCCUACAAGCCGGCACCAGGAACCUACUGCUACAUCAUGAAGAUGGCUCCGGAGGCCAUCCCCAGUCUUGAGGCUCUCACUAGGAAAUUCCAGAACUUCCAGGUGAAGCCUGAAGUGCCUCCCGCUAAGCUGAGCCAGGAGAAAGGCCAUGACACUGGCUCAGCAUCCAAUGGGGACCUGGACUUCCUAGGCAACACCGUGAACACCCUGUGUGGUGAGGUGCCCCUCUACUACAUCUAGGAUCCUUCAGGGCAUGCGGAAGCCCCAAGGGGACAGGAAAGAUCCAUGAGCAAAAGGUCUUUUGCAGACAGGCAGGGAGCUGCUCCUGCCACACACACUACAGGAACUGGCCCUAGAGAAAUGGGAAUCUGUGGGGAGAGGUGGGAGGUGGGAACAGUCCGAUGAGAGGUGGCUCCUAGGGAUCAGAGGGCUCCUACCACAAGAGAAUAAAGCA
Molecule: messenger RNA, 927 nt
Organism: Rhinolophus ferrumequinum (greater horseshoe bat)
Lineage: Eukaryota; Metazoa; Chordata; Mammalia; Chiroptera; Rhinolophidae
Gene: SFTPC
Product: surfactant protein C
Exons: 6
Coding region: 30-713 (227 amino acids)
Biological process (GO): respiratory gaseous exchange by respiratory system
Cellular component (GO): alveolar lamellar body; extracellular region
Source: RefSeq, a predicted model, not a curated record